Molecule: messenger RNA, 1245 nt
Organism: Rana temporaria (common frog)
Lineage: Eukaryota; Metazoa; Chordata; Amphibia; Anura; Ranidae
Product: alpha-1,4-N-acetylglucosaminyltransferase-like
Exons: 2
Coding region: 31-1074 (347 amino acids)
Biological process (GO): protein O-linked glycosylation
Molecular function (GO): acetylglucosaminyltransferase activity
Source: RefSeq, a predicted model, not a curated record
ACAGCUCAGCUAUUGUAUUCUACAGUCAUAAUGAAAGUAAUACGAAUAUUUGCCAUUUUGCUGAUGAUGGCAGUGUUGGUCUUUAUUAGUUGGACUAAUUAUAGACAAAAAAAAUUCUACAUUUGGAAUUCCCUUAUUUUGAAAGACUCGGAAUUAGAAACCAUGGAUGACGCUAAUGGAAUGUCAAGUUCUUUUAGUGCAAACACCAUUCUAAGAGAAGGAAAUGGAAUCUUAUUUGUGGAAACCACGGACAGAAUGUGUCCUCCGUCCCUGGUACUUUGUGCCAUUGAAUCAGCUGCCCGAGUCUACCCUGACCGACCGGUGGUCUUCUUCAUGAAAGGACUGGAGGACAUUACCACAGGAGAAGAUGAGAGGAGAGCAAGACAACAAUUUCCAACCCUGUCGUCUUAUAGCAAUGUGUAUCUCUUCCCUCUCAGAAUGGAUCAGUUAUUUGAUAACACGCCUCUUAAGCCGUGGUUUGAUAAGGUGAACCCUGAAAAAGAAGUCUACUGGACCCAUGUGAGUUCAGAUGCCUCUAAGUUUGCCCUAAUGUGGAAAUACGGUGGAAUUUACAUGGAUACUGAUGUCAUCUCACUUUGUCCAAUACCCCAGGACCAUUUUCUAGCAGCCCAGGAUGUCACAAUUACUAGCAGUAGUGUUUUUGGCCUUUCCUCACAUUACCAGUUGGCGUGGCAGUUUAUGGAGAACUUUGUUGAGAACUACAUGGGGGAAAUAUGGGGACACCAAGGGUCGGGGGUUUUCACCCGUGUUGUGAAUAAAUUAUGUGGCAUGCCCGUAUUUAAAUCUACAGAUGAUGUAAUGUGUGGAAACAUCAGUUAUUUUCAUCCUCAACGUUUCUACCCCAUCAAUUAUCCAUUAUGGAGUAGGUAUUAUGAAGUCUGGGAGAAUUUGCCAACAUUUAAGGACUCCUAUGCCUUACAUCUUUGGAAUUUCAUGAAUAAAGAAGGUAAAUCUAUGGUACCUGGAAGCAACAUGUUGGUGGAACAUCUCUACAAAAAAUACUGCCCAGCCACCUAUGGAUUUAUCUUGAAAAAUGAGAAAACAUACCUGUAACAAGGUUUGUUGAGCAUUACAAAGUCAAAUCAUGUGACUCAUUUAACCACUUCCCGCCCGGCCUAUAGCAGAAUGACAGCCGUGCAGUGGUUCCGUUAUCCCGUCCAGCAGGAUAACAGCCGUCGGCGGCGAUCGGUGGUGAGGUGUGUCUUUACCACCGAGGCUCUUUAC